AUGGGCGAGAAAGUCAAGUUGUACGCAUUUUCGCUGUUUGUGGCUCCCUGGAUAUUCGCAUUUGUUUGCGCGCGGUUCAGCUUAUACGCCCUUCGAAACAAUUUGAACGUCCCGAUUUAUCUACUGAAUGCUGGGACUAGAGUUCUCAUGGGCCACUUUACGGCUCGCGAGAUCCAGACCUUGCUUCCAUCUACCGAAGAGGUAUACAGAGCAUGGAUCCGCCGAAAGCAGAAGCUUGUCAAAGACUCGGCCAUGAAAGAGCGACUUCAAUGUGAUAUACAGCCUCUCCCCGAGGCGAACUCGAGCAUCCUCUGGGUUGGUAACCGUCACAAAGCCCAAAAGGUGGUACUCUACCACCAUGGUGGAGGAUAUAUGAUGUCGUGCCAGCCCGGGCAUAUUGAAUCCGUGUGGAACGCGUUUGUGCUCUCCGGGGUGGAAUCAGACACCGAGGUGGCCGUGGCCUUUCUGCAAUAUUCUCUUACUCCGGAUGAGAAGCCUCCUGUGCAGCUCCGUCAGGCCGCAUCUGCGCUCUCCGAGCUUCUCAAAGCAGGCUUCAGCCCUAGGGACAUCGUCGUAGGCGGUGACUCUGCUGGCGGCAACCUCACAAUGCAGCUUCUUCAUCAUAUCAUCGAGCCCCAUCCCGAAGCCAGCCGUCUCUCACUGACUGAGCCUCUGUUCGCCGCUGCCCUCACAUCCCCGUGGCUCAGCUGCGAGGUCUCCAGCCCCUCGUUCCUGGAGCACGAUGGAGAUGACAUGCUCUCUACAGCCAUCAUGCGAUCCUUGGCGGCAGAUGCUGGGUAUCAUGAAGACCAGAUCGUCUCGGAUGAAGGUGAUAGUUGGGCGAAGCCCCUGGAAUGUAGGGGAACUUGGCUCAGCAAGCUGAACAGCGCCGUCAAGAGGGUUCACAUCACCAUCGGUGAGAGAGAGAUCCUGGCAGACCAGGGAAGGGCUCUGGCUAAGAAUCUCGAGGCCUUGAAGACGGGAGUUGAAGUGACACUCUGGAGCAAUCCGAAUGCGGGACACGACCUUAUUGUGGCCGAAGGCGUAUUGGAACGCAUUGGCGAAGCAACUAUUGAGAUGAAGCAGUGGUUCAAGGAAUUGUUGUGA
Messenger RNA from Trichoderma citrinoviride, 1107 nucleotides. RefSeq names its product alpha/beta-hydrolase. Lineage: Eukaryota; Fungi; Ascomycota; Sordariomycetes; Hypocreales; Hypocreaceae. The record is from RefSeq and is a predicted model, not a curated record. Gene Ontology annotation, molecular function: hydrolase activity. The transcript is spliced from 2 exons. The coding region runs from base 1 to 1107 and encodes 368 amino acids.